GAGCGCAAACAGUUGACUUGCAUUCAUUCGAUCGGCAACUUUCCAAGAGAACGCAUCGCGGAGAGAAAAAUAGUAGAGAGAGAGAGACAGAAGGAUUUCCAGUGUAAAGAUCGUUAUUAAUUUUACUACAAUAUACAACAAGAAGAGCAAAGAAUGGCCGAUACCAGGAGCAGUUUAAAGAUCCUUUUCCAGGGCGAGACCAGCCUCAUCUCCUGCGAAUCCUCAAGCACCUACGAAGAGGUCAUCUCCCAAGCAAUGUCCCGCUUCGCCAUUCCGGAGACCCAAAGGAAAGCCCUAAUCCUGACCAACGGCAAGGACUACGUGUUCGAGGCGCAUUUGCUGGAGUACUUCCUACUUCUGUUUCCCAGCCCGGAGAUCACCUUUCACCUGAAGUUUGACUGGUCAAAGAUGCGCCGCAGUCUCGGACAGACCGAGUCCCUUAAGCGAAAGCGUCUAGUGGACUCAGAGCAAACUGAGGGCCAGAAGGAGGAGGAUCAAGAAAAGGAGGAUUCAGUGUUGGAGUACAAGCCGGUGCCCGUCUACCGGAUGAAUUGCUUCCUGGGAUCGCUGCCCACUGCCGGCGCCAUGCCUGUGCAUCGUCAGAAUUGCUUUCUCAGGGAACAGUCUCAGCAGCAGCUGGAUGAGAUCUCCAUACCUCGGCUGCAGGAGGAAGAUGACCAGCAGAAGGAGCCACCCAUGAAGCGUCUGCGCGUGGACGUCUGUGCCAAGCCCAGACGCACUGCGUCCACGUCAGUAGGUCCGUCCCCCGUUCCUGUCAUGCGCUCGAUUCGCAUCUAGGUCGAAAAUCAAAUAUUGUACAUAGCUCUAGUACGUAUACGAUACUCCAACUAAAUGUAGUCCUAAGCUAAAAGGUUGAACCAAUGUUCCUAAGUCUUACACUUUACUUAUCGCACCAAACAAACGUCCAAACCAAAUGUUAUACUAUGUAAAAUAACCAUUUUUGUUGAUAAUUUUAAGCUAUGUGAAAGCUACAUACUUUAGUUCCUAAGCUAUCUUCUGGCCUAUUAUGAGUUAAGAUUUAAUUAACCGCCUUUGUACACUUUUACUUCUCAGAUAUACCAUUUUAUAACUAUUGAAUUCAUUGCUUCGCAACUUUCUAUUUUAUACAAAUUACUUUUCCACUUAAUUACAUGAGUAACUAACUGAAAAACCAAUGU
This is a messenger RNA of Drosophila teissieri, 1178 nucleotides long. RefSeq lists its product as uncharacterized. The transcript has 2 exons. Lineage: Eukaryota; Metazoa; Arthropoda; Insecta; Diptera; Drosophilidae. Bases 154 to 798 code for a protein of 214 amino acids. The record is from RefSeq and is a predicted model, not a curated record.